AUGUUUGUUGUUGCGUUGCGCAGAGAAAGCUCUGGGCGGGCGGCUGCGUGCGGGGCGGGCGGCAAGCGGCGAACGGGCGCAGUGGGCGCAAAUAGCGGCAGCGCGCGGCCGCCGAGCACUCGCUACGGCCAGUCAUCGCCCGAGCGCUCCUUCGCUCACUGCAUACUGAGUGCACGGCGCGAUCGCUCGAUCCGCGACCUGACACAGCGACAUCACCCACCGCGCGCAAACCUACCCUACCGUAUAAUUCGCGAUCUCUUCCAACAGUGUUGUUUGUAA
Messenger RNA from Arctia plantaginis, 279 nucleotides. Lineage: Eukaryota; Metazoa; Arthropoda; Insecta; Lepidoptera; Erebidae. The record is from the annotation of a GenBank genome assembly.